CCCCGGCCCGCCGGGGGGCACCGCCGCGGCGGAGGGGGCGGGCGGCCAGCAGGAGCGACAGCUGGGGGGGCGGCCCUGACCUUCUGCGCGAUCGAUGGGGCGCGGCCGGGGCUGCGCAGAGCCGGGGUGGUGCUGAGCGCCCCCCGCCCGCCCGCCUCGGGGUGCCACUAUAAAGGGGCCUCGGGGCUCGGGCCUCGGCAGCAGCAAUCGGCACCCCGCGCCCACCAUGGUCCCCCAGGCCCUACUGCUGCUGCUGCUGCUCAGUGGCUCCGCCGCGCGCCCCGCGCCACCCAGGGCCCGGCGACACUCGGACGGGACGUUCACGAGCGAGCUCAGCCGCCUGCGGGAGAGAGCGCGGCUGCAGCGCCUGCUCCAGGGCCUCGUGGGGAAGCGCAGCGAGCAGGACCCAGACAACAGCACCACCUGGACGACGACAACGGAGGGCCACCUCUGCCUGCCCCAGCGGGACUCGCCCACCCUGCAGGCCUGGAUGCCCCCCAGGGCCCCCCUGGAUCAGGCCUGGUCUCCCCAGCUGCCUGUCGGCUGGAGGCCUGGGGCCAUGGUUUCAGAGCCAGCCAUCCCUGCUGCUGAGAGGACCCAGAUGAGGCCCUGA
Messenger RNA from Equus quagga, 613 nucleotides. It is a transcript of the gene SCT, whose product is annotated as secretin. The record is from RefSeq and is a predicted model, not a curated record. Gene Ontology annotation, cellular component: extracellular region. Gene Ontology annotation, molecular function: hormone activity. Bases 227 to 613 code for a protein of 128 amino acids. Gene Ontology annotation, biological process: positive regulation of somatostatin secretion; brain development; negative regulation of gastrin-induced gastric acid secretion. The transcript is spliced from 4 exons. NCBI's taxonomy places the organism in Eukaryota, Metazoa, Chordata, Mammalia, Perissodactyla, Equidae.